This is a messenger RNA of Westerdykella ornata, 991 nucleotides long. Its product is annotated as superoxide dismutase mitochondrial precursor. The record is from RefSeq and is a predicted model, not a curated record. The coding region runs from base 67 to 762 and encodes 231 amino acids. Gene Ontology annotation, biological process: superoxide metabolic process. Gene Ontology annotation, cellular component: mitochondrion. The transcript is spliced from 3 exons. Lineage: Eukaryota; Fungi; Ascomycota; Dothideomycetes; Pleosporales; Sporormiaceae. Gene Ontology annotation, molecular function: metal ion binding; superoxide dismutase activity.
AUCUCCGCCCCAUAGCCCAUCUAAUAUACGCCCAAUUGACACCAUCCCCAUCAAUUGUACGCCAUCAUGAACUCCACGCUCCUCCGCACCUCUGCGUUGCGCUCGGCGCUCCGUGCUGCUGCUCCCAAGACCUCCUCCCGAGCUGGUCUCGCUGGAACGACCUUCGUGCGCUCAAAGGUCACUCUCCCUGAUCUGCCCUAUGACUACGGUGCGCUCGAGCCCGCCAUCUCCGGCAAGAUCAUGGAACUCCACCACUCCAAGCACCACAACACCUACGUGACCUCCUUCAACAACUUCAGCGAGCAGAUGGCCGAAGCCAAGCACAAGGAAGACAUCCAGACCCAGAUCGCCCUCCAGCCCCUUAUUAACUUCCACGGCGGCGGCCACAUCAACCACAGUCUCUUCUGGGAGAACCUGGCGCCCACCAGCAAGGGCGGAGGCGAGCCCCCCAAGGGCCAGCUCGCCAAGGCCAUCAAUGACAAUUAUGGAAGCUUGGAUGCCUUCAAGGAGAAGUUCAAUGCGGCGCUCGCGGGCAUUCAGGGCUCUGGCUGGGCAUGGCUGGUUCAGGAUACGCAGACUGGAGGCAUCCAGAUUAAGACGUACGCGAACCAGGACCCUGUAGUGGGUCAGUUCCGUCCGAUUCUGGGUAUCGAUGCGUGGGAGCACGCUUACUACCUCCAAUACGAGAACCGUAAGGCCGAGUACUUCAAGGCCAUUUGGGACGUCAUCAACUGGCAGGCCGCUGAGAAGCGCUUCAAAUGAAGAAGUGCUGAAACGAUACCGCUCUUUUGGAAUGGAGGACUAAUUUAAUCUGUGUAGCUCUUCUUGUAGCAUAGUGUAGCACGAAUUGAGCAAGUUUGCUGCCAGUCUAACAACUUCGCGCAACUGCACCUUGAUUCGUUAGGGGUCAAAUCCUGGAUGCCUCGUUUAUAACAUGCCGUUACCAAAUUAUUACGAGCUCAUCACGCGUUUCUUCCUCCACUUACCAAGG